GAGGUUCUGUAAGUAGAAACUUCCCUCACACACUUAACGAAGUGGAAUGGACUUCCAAAAUGGUGGUGGUGAUUCCCUCAAGGGGAAGUGCUUGGGGCAGUUAGUGGAUGUUAAAUGUGAAGUGGAAUGCAGCCACUGUUAUUUUGCGCCCUAGGCAAAUACCUGUGUCGCCUAUGCCACAGGCUGGCCCUGCUUCAAGGUUGGAAACACAAUAAGUUGUGCGAAGAUGAGAAAGCGAGAUCUGGAGAUGCUUGCUGUACUUCUGACAGGUGUUUUAUGCCUGGUCAUAAUCAUGAACAAAAACGAACUUGAAGAUGUGACAGAAGAUGUGACAACGAUCAGCAAAGAUACAUAUGAAAUUCUCCGUCAACACAUUAAUUUGCCCAAAUCAGCAGCUCUCCAGCCUUUGUCCCCAAGUUGUGUGCAGAAUGUGUCUGCUUCUAAUGUGACUGGAUUUUCUACACUGCCAAAUCAUAUCAAAGACUUCUUGCUUUACUGCCACUGUAGGGAGUUUCCCAAGCUUCUAGAUGUCCCUAAUAAGUGUGGAGGCCCCCAGAACUCUGCGGAUGUCUUCCUUCUACUUGUCAUCAAGAGCUCUCCGGAGAAUUAUGAACGACGAGAGGUUCUACGGAAAACUUGGGCUAAGGAGCGACAGCACAAAGGUGUGUGGAUCCGUCGAAUCUUCCUUAUUGGAACCACUGGAACUGGCUUUGAAAAGCUCAGGUUGAAUAAGCUUGUGAAGAUUGAGAACCGUGAGAACCAAGACAUUUUACAGUGGGACUUCAAUGAUUCAUUCUUUAACCUCACACUAAAGCAGAUCCUGUUCUUACAGUGGAUGGAUAAAUGGUGCCCACAAGCCAGGUUUCUUUUAAAUGGUGAUGAUGACAUUUUUGCCAACACAUUUAACAUGGUUGAGUAUCUUCAAGGUCAAGAGGGCAAUGAUGGAAACAAACAUCUGUUUAUAGGGCACCUUAUCCAGAACGUUGGACCUAUAAGGCACCCUGCAAGUAAAUACUAUGUUCCAGUUCAGGUACAGGAGUCUGAUAGAUAUCCUCCGUACUGUGGUGGUGGUGGCUUUCUUCUGUCUGGUUUUACAGCCAGAACUAUCUACAAUAUGUCUCACUCGAUUACUGUGUUUCCCAUUGAUGAUGUUUACAUGGGAAUGUGUUUGGAAAAGGCUGGUCUUAAACCGGAGUCCCACUUUGGUGUACGGACUGCUGGCCUAUAUAUCCCCUCUGAGAAUGUUGAUGAGUAUCACCCUUGUUAUUACAGAGAAAUUAUUUUAGUCCAUAGGUUUCUGCCACACCAGAUUUUUGUGAUGUGGAAUGAAAUACAAAAUCCACAUUUAAAAUGCGGAGCAGAGCCUUAACAUGUCUUAAAAUUUGUUUUUAAAUAACCAGGGGUUGCCAGAAAUGCUUCUCAAGAUACAGGGAUACAAAUGUCUAUAUCUGGCCUUUUGUAAAUGUAACUGUGCAAAAUGUGCCACAAAUAAGAUUGACCUAAGGGACAGCUUUGCAUCAAAGAGCAGAGACAGAUUUAGUUAGGUGUUUGUGACAAAAACCAUAAACGGGCCCAAUUUUAAGAGCGCUACCACUAAGUGCAGGCAGUGGUGAAUUCUCAGGGCCAGCAAAGCCUUCUCUGCUGGCCUAACAUGCCAAAUAAAUAAAUAUUUUUCAUCCUUUCA
Molecule: messenger RNA, 1684 nt
Organism: Myxocyprinus asiaticus (Chinese sucker)
Lineage: Eukaryota; Metazoa; Chordata; Actinopteri; Cypriniformes; Catostomidae
Product: N-acetyllactosaminide beta-1,3-N-acetylglucosaminyltransferase 3-like
Exons: 2
Coding region: 227-1369 (380 amino acids)
Cellular component (GO): membrane
Molecular function (GO): hexosyltransferase activity
Source: RefSeq, a predicted model, not a curated record